GAUCGAUGAACUGGUGCCGCUUAAGGUGACCACUGACCAUCUAUUUAGCAGGCAAGCUACCGUUGGCAACUGCUUCCAUCUUUCUUCCACCUCUCAACCUCGACGCCCUAGACAACGCUUUACAUACCAUGGAUGAAGAGUACGAUGUCGUCGUUUUGGGUACUGGUCUGACCGAAUGUAUUCUCUCGGGUCUCUUGUCCGUGGACGGCAAGAAGGUCCUGCACAUGGAUAGAAAUGAUUACUACGGUGGUGAUAGUGCGAGUUUGAACUUGACGCAGCUCUACCGUAAGUUCAGACCGGACGGUUCGCCUCCAUCUGAGCUUGGUCGUGACCGCGACUAUGCGAUCGACCUGAUUCCCAAGUUCAUCAUUGCAUCGGGCGAGCUCACCAAGAUCCUUGUACACACGGACGUAACCCGUUACCUCGAGUUUAAGCAGAUCGCUGGCAGCUACGUGUACCGUGAUGGCAGGAUCUCCAAGGUUCCAAGUACCGAAAUUGAGGCCGUGAGGAGCCCUUUGAUGGGUCUCUUCGAGAAGCGGAGAGCAAAGAAAUUCUUUGAGUUCCUGCAGAGCUGGAAGGAUGAGGAUCCCGCUACCCACCAAGGUAUUAACCUUGACACGGACUCGAUGAAGACCAUAUACGAGAAGUUCGGUCUUGAACCGGGCACUCAAGAUUUCAUCGGUCACGCUAUGGCUUUGUACCUGGAUGAUGACUACAAGACCAAACCUGCCCGUGAAGCGUAUGAACGAAUCAUCCUCUAUACCUCUUCCAUGGCGCGUUACGGCAAGUCUCCUUACAUCUAUCCUCUCUAUGGCCUCGGCGAGUUGCCUCAGGCAUUUGCUCGUCUCAGUGCCAUCUACGGUGGUACUUACAUGUUGGAUAAACAUAUCGACGAGAUUGUCACGGAUGCCGAUGGCAAGUUCGUUGGUGUAAGAAGUGGUACUGAGACUGUCAAGGCUAAGCAGGUCAUUGGUGACCCUAGCUACUUCGGUGCCGGACAUGACACUGAGGGUGGUAAGGUCAGAGUUGUGGAGGAGGGUAAGGUGAUUCGGGCCAUUUGUAUCCUCAAGCACCCCAUCCCGGGAACCGAUGACGCCGACAGCUGUCAGAUUAUUAUUCCUCAGAACCAGGUCAACAGGCGAAACGAUAUCUACGUUGCCAUGGUCUCUUCGACGCACAAUGUCUGCGCUAAGGACGUAUACGUCGCUAUCGUCAGCACCAUUGUAGAGACCAAGAAUCCUGAGCAGGAGAUUGCUCCGGGGCUCGCGCUUUUGGGACCGAUCUAUGACAAGUUUGUAUCGGUCACUUCCUUGUACACCCCCACAUCAACUGGCGAGAGCGACAAUGUCUUCGUUACACGCUCUUACGACGCGACUUCUCACUUCGAGACUGUCGUUGAGGAUGUCCACGCGGUUUACAAGAGGGCAACUGGCAAGGACCUUGUGUUGAAGAAACGUGAGGCUGAGGGGGAGUCCUAGAUUAUCAUUCGUUCGCUAUAUUUCUCUUAUAUCGGAUUUUGUGGCUUGGAAGAAGUCAAGACAUUUGUAUAAAAGCGGUCUGCAAUCCAUAUUCUAAUACAUCCUGGUUGAUAUAAUAAGUUAGAGCGUUCGAGAUGUAAUUCUGUGUAUGCAGCUUGAUCGCAAACACGGCUGCAUUAGAAAAAUGCACUCAUAUCGAAAUC
Messenger RNA from Somion occarium, 1681 nucleotides. The record is from the annotation of a GenBank genome assembly. Lineage: Eukaryota; Fungi; Basidiomycota; Agaricomycetes; Polyporales; Cerrenaceae.